Messenger RNA from Nasonia vitripennis (jewel wasp), 2885 nucleotides. RefSeq names its product aldose 1-epimerase. Bases 1685 to 2800 code for a protein of 371 amino acids. NCBI's taxonomy places the organism in Eukaryota, Metazoa, Arthropoda, Insecta, Hymenoptera, Pteromalidae. The transcript is spliced from 6 exons. Gene Ontology annotation, molecular function: carbohydrate binding; aldose 1-epimerase activity. Gene Ontology annotation, biological process: beta-D-galactose catabolic process via UDP-galactose, Leloir pathway; glucose metabolic process. The record is from RefSeq and is a predicted model, not a curated record.
CUUAUGCAAUGCACUUCAACGAGAUGUUUUUAUUCGCAAACUUUUAAAAACGUAUUGGCAAUUAAAAUAUUUUUGUAAAAUUUGAAUGAUAAAAAUUGAGAUAGAGAUACUGUUUUUGCAAAAUAGUUAAAUAUAAUAAUUAAUAAAUAAGAAGAAACUUACUAAAUUAGAAAAAAAGAACAAGAAUAUAAACGAUAUCUAAUAAUUUUUUAUCAUAACAUAAAUUAAAAGAUAUUUUUAUAAUAUAAUUGUAUAGUUAAAAAAUACAAAACCACGUAUUAGAAGGAAAUUGAAUUGAACAAAAUACAAGGAUGGUUUAAAUAUCUGCGGUCGAUAAAGUAGAUCAUCUAACUAUAUUCUGUACUACACAUUGCGGUAAAUUUACACAAAGUACGAAAUAUGAACUUAAAUUAUACUUAAUUAGUUCUGGUAAUAUAAUCUACAUAUUUACAUUUUACUAAUAUAAAUUUAUCAAGUUAUGCUACAGAUACAUAUAGAACAGUUGCUCUCGAAUCAAAUUUUAGUUAUACUAACUACUCGAUACUUUAUUUAUAUAAUUCUACAAAAAAAUAUAGGUAUGAUUGUUAAAAUUUAGCAAUUAUUGUGAAUUAUAUACUGCUGAUCUUCAUAACAUAUUUACCAUAUGAAACUUUUUAUUACUUUUAAUGUAUGUAUAAAUAUGUUUUUAUCAUUUAAAAUCCAAAUAUAUGAUUAAAAAACUAUAAUAAUUAUUUUUAUUUACAGUCAAUUAUGGAAUCUUUAAUAAUAACUGAAGCAUAUAACUAUAACUAGAAUUUUUACAUAUAUACAUUUUUAGAAAAAGUUGCAUUUUUACGUUUUCAUCAGUAAAUAUAUGUUACAAAAAAUUCCAUUAUUCUACACUGUGAAUCUCUUCCCAAAAUUCGCACAUACGACCUUGUAGCUUAAUAAUAAAUCGUCGUUCAUCCGAAUAACGCUUAUUAGAGACGCUACUGUAGAUUGAAUAAGUAAAGCGAAUACGCGAUGAUGCGGGCGUAGACACGAGAAAUAAAAAGGAAAGACUAGGAGAGAAAAACUCGCGAAAGAGUCAGUGUAGCUGAUAAGAUUGGCGAGGGCUGUCUAUCUCUUUCCUUUUUCUGCUUUGAAAUAAAUUUCAAGUCCAAGUCCCAGCUUCAGUGCAAUCUCACACAUCGAGCCAAGAUCAUCUUCUCUUUAAUCGUGUUGGUAACAAGUACUUUCUUUUAAAUUCAUCUUAAAAAUUUCUCACUGUGGAAAAUCUUAAGAAUAUAUCAUAGUUUGCGGAGUUUCUAAAAUUGUCUGUUUACUAUUAAUGAAGAUGAUUUACGUGCGAUUUUGAAAAAUAGGAAGAUAGAGUGGCAUUCCAAAAAUUUGUUUACGUGGUCUCGAUUGCAUUUCGCGCGAGUACUUUGUAAACAUCACGUGCUUUGCGAAUUUUAUCAAAGCAAGCCAUCUUAUCACUUGAAUAAAUUAGAUAAGUAGUAAUGAGUACAACAAGUAACAUCCAAUAACUUCGACGUAUGCGGCUCGAAUCUAUAUACCAUGUCAAAUUCGAAAAAUGUUUUGCGGUCUGCAUGUUUAAUCUCCUGGUGGAACGAUAUUAUAAAUGGUGUAUAAUUAUGUUAUAAACUGAAACGAAGAACCUGAUCUUACUGCGAAAAAUACUAAAAGAUAUUUUUCUCGUUGAAUGUUUUAUACUCGCUAUACAUCACAUCAACUAAUGUGGAAAUCCGCAAUGGGUUCAACUAGUAUACAAGUACAGCCAUGGGGUACUGUAGCUGGAAAGGAAGUAAAAAAGUUUACCAUAAAAAAUUCUAAAAAUCAAGAGGUUGACAUUAUUUCUUACGGAGCAACCAUCAUGGCAAUACGAACUCCAGACAAAGUUGGAAAAAUUGACGAUGUUGUUUGUGGCUUUGAUAACAUUGAAGGAUAUUUAUCGUCAAUCAAUCCAUAUUUUGGAGCAACCGUUGGCAGAGUUGCAAAUCGUAUAGCAGGAGGCCGAUUUACAAUUGAUAAUGUACAGUAUCAGGUUUCAAAGAACAUAGGUAAUGAUACUCUACAUGGAGGGUUUAAAGGCUGGAGUUUUAAAGUCUGGGAAGCCACAAUCGAGAAGGAUUCUGUUGUAAUGGCCCUGCUUAGCCAAGACGGCGAUGAAGGAUUUCCUGGUGCCGUGCUUGCCUCUAUAACGUUUAAACUUACCGAUGAUGGCAAACUGCAAAUUGAGAUGCAAUCUACAACUGCUAAAGCUACACCUGUCAAUUUGACGAAUCACAGCUACUUCAACCUAGCUGGACAUGGAACAAAUGCUGCUGAAAUUUACAAGCAUCAAGUCACCAUGAAUGCAGAUCGAUGGAUAGUUACAGAUGCAGAAAGUAUCCCAACUGGAGAAAUACGUUCUGUUGAUAAGAGCAUAUUUGACUUAAGAAAGCCAACAAUUCUUGGUGAUGUGAUUAACCAAGUACUGGGUGGUGGAUAUGAUUACAACUUUUGUUUACCCGAAUGUACUGAUUUAUCUAAAGAGAACUUUGUUGCUAAAGUAAUUCAUCCUGGUUCUGGUAGAACAUUGGAAGUCUUUAGUAAUCAACCCGGAGUUCAGUUUUACACUGCAAACGGCUUUCCUGAAAGUGGUACUGAAGGUAUUCCAGGAAAGCAAGGAAAGAAAUAUUUUAAACAUGGAGCAUUUUGUCUGGAAACACAAAAUUAUCCAGAUGCUGUAAAUCAUAAAAAUUUCCCAGACAGCAUUUUGCGACCACAUCAUGUAUAUUAUCAUGUUGUCACAUAUAAAUUUGGUGUACAAUCUUAAAUUUUGUAAACAAAGACAAGCCAAAUGUAACCGUGAAUUUGUACUAUUCAAAUAAAAUCAUACUAAAAUCAAAUUUUUUACAACA